This is a messenger RNA of Verticillium dahliae VdLs.17, 2364 nucleotides long. RefSeq names its product tRNA wybutosine-synthesizing protein. Gene Ontology annotation, biological process: wybutosine biosynthetic process. Lineage: Eukaryota; Fungi; Ascomycota; Sordariomycetes; Glomerellales; Plectosphaerellaceae. Gene Ontology annotation, molecular function: catalytic activity; 4 iron, 4 sulfur cluster binding; FMN binding. The coding region runs from base 1 to 2364 and encodes 787 amino acids. The record is from RefSeq and is a predicted model, not a curated record. The transcript is spliced from 2 exons.
AUGUCUGGUUCCCGGGACGGCUGGGCUUUGAUGCCCCUGCUCAACGACCUCCACGAUGCAUGGCAGCAGGUUCGCGUCCCUGUGCUGCUCGUCGUCGCUCUCGGCCUCGUCGGCCUUCGAAUCUAUCUCCAGGUCACCGGCGAAAAACCCGAACAGCUCAAGGCCCUGCCCAAGAAGCUCGCCGCCGACGAGACAGUCGCCGAGAAGGCGGCCCUCGCGCGCGAUGCGAAAGCCGAAAAGCCCCCCGUCGUCGUCGCUGAAGCCUCUGGCGCACCCAGAGCACCCAAGACGACCAGCGGCCCGAGGCGAGUCAAAGGCGGCGUCGUGCGCCGCAGGUCCUCAGACGACAACGUCGACCAGCCGCCGCGCCGCAUCCAGCCGCUCAUCUUCUUCUCGAGCAUCACGGCCACGACGCCCAAGAUUGCCAAGCAGUUCGCCGAGGACCUCGGGCGCGACAUGCACAAGGCGGCGCCCGAGACGCGCUGCACGUUCGAGGCGCCCGAGCUCCUCGACCUCGCCGAGGUCGACUUUGACGACUACUUCGUCACGCCGCCCCCGGCCAAGGGCGACGUCGAGCUGCUGUACCUGUUCCUGCUGCCGAGCUUCAACAUUGACACCAUCAACGACACCUUCCUCGAGCACCUCAAGGAGAUCCACCACGACUUUAGGAUCGACACGGCCCCGCUCGCCCCGCUGCUCGGCUACUCCGUCUUUGGCUUUGGCGACCGCGAGGGCUGGCCCAACGAGCAGGAGGGCUUCUGCUUCCAGGCGAAGGAGCUCGACAAGUGGAUGGCGAGGCUGACGGGCAGGAAGCGAGCUGCGCCCGUCGGCAUGGGCGACCCCAAGACGGACUACGCCGAGCGACUGGCGGAAUGGUCCGAGGGUAUCAUCGAGAUUCUGGGCCAGCUGGCGCGCACGGGCGGUCUUGGCGAGGGCAUGCCGGGCAGCGGUGCGCCUGUCGAGAGCGACGAGGAGGAUGCUGACGAGGAAGACGACGAUGAGACCCUGGUCGAGGACGGCGAAGCCAAGCCGGAGAAACUGAAGAAUAGCAAGAACCUCGAAGACGUCGAGGAUCUGGGCCGCAUCAUGAAGGACUCCAGACCCGACUCGGUGCCGGCUAAAGGAAAGGGGGCGCCCAUCGCUGUCGACUUUACGACCUACGGCAAGACGGCGGCCAAGAAGGCGGCGCCCGCUCCUCCGACGGUCAAGGAGAUGGUGCCCAGAAACUCGCCCACCUAUGCCUCGCUCACAAAGCAGGGCUACACCAUUGUCGGCUCACACUCGGGCGUCAAGAUCUGUCGGUGGACAAAAUCGGCCCUGCGCGGUCGCGGGUCCUGCUACAAGUUCUCGUUCUACGGCAUCGCCUCGCACCAGUGCAUGGAAACGACGCCGUCGCUGUCCUGCUCCAACAAGUGCGUCUUCUGCUGGCGCCACGGCACGAACCCGGUCGGCACGACGUGGCGCUGGGUCGUCGACCCGCCCGAGGACAUUUUCAACGGCGUCAAGGCGGGCCACUACCAAAAGAUCAAGGUGCUCCGCGGCAUGGCGGGCGUGCGCGCCGACCGGUACGCCGAGGCGCUGCGGAUCCGCCACUGCGCGCUGUCCCUCGUGGGCGAGCCCAUCUUCUACCCGCACAUCAACGAGUUCCUCGCCAUGCUGCACGCCGAGCGCAUCUCGUCGUUCCUCGUCUGCAACGCGCAGCACCCGGACCAGCUCGCGUCGCUGCGCGCCGUCACGCAGCUCUACGUGUCCAUCGACGCCGCCGACAAGGAGUCGCUGCGGCGCAUCGACCGGCCGCUGCACCGCGACUUUUGGGAGCGCUUCAUGCGCUGCCUCGACAUUCUGCGCGAGCGCCGCCUCAAGCAGCGCACCGUCUACCGCCUGACGCUGGUCAAGGGCUUCAACGUCGACGACGAGGUCGACGGCUACGCCGCCCUCGUCGAGCGCGGCCUGCCCUGCUUCAUCGAGGUCAAGGGCGUCACCUACUGCGGCACCUCGACCGCCUCCAACGCCGGCCUCAGCAUGAGCAACGUGCCGUGGUACUGGGAGGUCUGCGACUUUGUCAAGAAGCUCGAGGCGCGCCUCGCCGACAAGGGCCUCCGCUACGGCAUCGCCGCCGAGCACGCCCACAGCUGCUGCAUCCUGCUGGCGAGCGACCGCUUCCGCGUCGACGGCAAGUGGCACACCACCAUUGACUACCAGCGCUUCUUCGAGCUGCUCGAGGAGAGGGGGCCCGACGGCGACUGGCGCGCCGAGGACUACAUGGGGCCCGCGACGCCCGAGUGGGCCACCUGGGGCAACGGCGGGUUCGACCCCCGUGACGACCGCGUCGACAGGAAGGGCCGGAAGAUUGAAGCCAAGUGA